ACACGCUGACAUCUCUCUGUCUCACUAGGGUUUAUCAGUCUAGGGUUUUUGAGCCAUCUCAUAUGCAGUAGCAGAAACCUAACAGAGCCCGAGUGGCUCUUAAAUUUAUUUAUUUAUUUUUCCUAUGGAGGUUUUCUAGCCGGAGCUCCAAUUGCCUUAUUCUGGCUUGAGGAUUCUGAACGAGAUGGAGGACAUUGGCGACGAUUUUGGCGACAUCUACGCUGAUGUUGAAGCACAAGCAGCUUCUGCCGUCAAUGGCGUGGCAGAUUUCACUCGACUGUACAUAGAACGGGAAGAUGAUGAUGGUAAUAAUGAUACUAAUAAUAACAGUAGUGAUAGUGGCAAUGAUAGUGUCGCCAAGAGAGCUUGCUCCGCCGAGGGUUUGGGUUUGAAGAAUGUCAAGUCGACCAGAGACGAGCCGGUUUGGUCCGAUGAUGAUGGGCCGAGUCAAAAUAAAAAAGCUUCGAGCUUGGAAGUGGACGGAAGUGAUAGUGAGGACGAUUUGAAUAUAGUUUUGAAUGACGAGGAUUGCGGGAUGUUUUCCAUCAACGGCGGAGCGAGCGUGAGGAGCGGAGGGAGUGACGAGGAGGAUGGGGAUGGUGGUCUUGUUGUUGGAUUGGAGCAGGCGAAUGCAAGUCAUAGUGGUGAGAGAGGAAAUGGACUAAAGGGUACAUAUCAUCAUUCGCAGUACAAGUACAUACGACAUCAUGCAGCUGCAUGCUCAAAUGUUGCAAAAGCCAGCGGGACUGCUGGGUUGGCUUCAUCCUCUCCGUUGUUUGCUAGAAUUGAUUGGGAAGAUAAUAGAUGCAAUCAACAGAAGGGCUUAGGUUCAGGUCACGGGGCCCAUCUCUCUUCCAAAGCCGUUCCAGGUUUAGCUCAAAGUGGAUACGGUUUCUCACUCCCAUGGUAUAGGACUAUACUAGAUGUAGAUAUUAACUCAUUUGAGCAGAAGCCCUGGAGGAAUCCUGGAGUGGAUAUAACAGACUUCUUCAAUUUUGGUUUUGACGAGGAAAGUUGGAAAAGUUAUUGUAAUUAUCUGGAACAAACACGGCAGCAAACAACCUUGCGGACCAGGAUCCCAGUCCAUGAAUCUUCAAAAACCACUCAGGCUUACAAAGCUGGAUUUGAGAAUGAGAAAAUACAUCGAGAAGCUGUGGCAGGUGAGAUUGCUCAUGUUAGGCAGGCAGCUCCUCCUGGGUCAAAAUAUGACGACAAGGAAGUGAGGCAGCUGAGACUGCCAAAAGGCAGAGCCAUUCAGGUUGAAGGCAGCUCCUGCGAGCGCCUACCAUCUAUGGAUGUAAGGCGCCCGCGGAAUCGGGAUUCUGAUGUUGUUAUACAGAUUGCAGUGCAGGAUACCAUGGAGAAUUCCUGUGGUUCUCAAAAGGGGGAAGGUGGCCACAGGGAUGGCACUGUGCAUGAAUCAUCUGAAUAUGAGGAUUUUGACAUGGAUGAUGAUAUGGACAUACAGCGCUUUGGUAGUGCAAAUGCCAAAGGACCGUCGGCAGAAUCUCCAGACAGAAAUGUGGACAGAUUAGAUUGGGCUGUUCUCAAAAGGUGCUCCCAGUCAGCAGCUGCAUCAAACAUAGUGGCUGAGGAAUCUGGUAACUGUGGAAAUGACCAAAUAUUUGAUGCAGAAUGCCGUCACUGUCAAAAUAAGAAUUUGCACACUUCAGAUGGAAAUGCUGAGGUGGUGGAAACACUAAAUAGCAUGAAGGAAGAGGUUGCGCGAGCUACAUGCAACACAAAUUCAUGCAUAAUGGAAACAGAAUCUUCACUUGGUGAUGAGAUUCAACAGAGCCCCUGUUCAUCUAAUCUUGGAAGUCAGUCUGAUGCAUCUGAGCAUUGUGUUCAUGCUGAUCCUGAAGAUACUCGGAAUUCUAUAGAAAGGCCAUCUUCCAAUUCUGUUAUUGAUCUGCAGGAUUCAGUUUCAUCUGACUACUAUCUCACUAAGGAUUUUAAAAGCAAAGGAGUCCAUAUGAAAACUGGUGAUUAUGUAGAUUCUUUGAGAUACAAAAAAUUCAGUCAGGAGGAACGAGAGAGUCGCAGUAGAAGAUUGCAUCGCUUGGCUGAGUUGAAGUUCAACACCAAUAAUUAUGAUGACUCUCCCAUCUCUGAUAUGGAGGGCCUAUAUGAUGAUAAUAGGCAUCUCUCAUCAGUUGGUGGUAGGAGACGGAAGGAAGCACUGCGUGAUUUGGGUUCUUAUGAUAGAGAAGAUAUCUCAAAUCACUGGGAAGUAGAAUCUGGCCCCCAUUCUUGUUGUCAGAGGUUUUCUGACAAUCAUGUUCAAAGUGCUUAUACAAAAAAAAAUCGUAGGAAAGGUCAUCUGAACUUUAGAGAUGAGACAGGUCAAUACUUUGGAAGGAGAUGGGAUGAAAGUGAAUACUUUCUUGAAGAAAGAAUCACUAGAGUGGACAAAAGAAUAAUGGAAGGGGAUUGGUAUCAUCAUGAAAGAGGAACAGCUAAUGAGGACAUGGACCAUCAUACUUAUCAGGAGUCCAGGCAGGUAAUUUCAAAGCAGUGCUCCUACACAGACAGAGAGAGGGGCACUCGAUGGAGAAAGAAAAGUGAUUACCAUCAGUUUAGGAAAAGAAGUAGUAAUGAUGAUCGAUUGUUUGAGUGCAAGCAUGCAGACGAUUUCGUGCAAGAAAAAUAUGGUAAAUCAUACAUUGAAAAGGAAAGGGAUUUAAUUGAUGAAAAAUAUGGAAGGCAUCUGGCAUUUGCUGAGAGAGAAAACUUUGGCAGAAGGGAAAGAUGUGGCAGCAUUUCCUCUUUGGAUUUGGAUGAUUCAAUAUUCUUGGAAUUUGGGGACGAAUACUGGCGGCACAGUGAUUAUCAAUCCAUGUCCUCUCGAUCUUUCAGGGAGCCUCAUUCUGCAAGUGGAGCUAGAUGGCAUGAUAUAUCCCCUAGAAAUGAUUUGUAUGACACAAGACUACCUGAAAGAUAUGGGAGACGUAGAAGACACAUAUGUGCUGAAAGAUGCAGAGACAGUGGCUGUUUUGGUAGUCAUAAUGACUCUUAUGAGAAUGAAGAUGGUAUCAUUUAUCCUGAUGAUCAGGUUCAUUUUGGGAAAAGAAGAUACGACUUUCAAUCUAAAGUAUUGCACUGGAGUGAGGAUCAAUUGAUCUGUAGGCAUCAAGAUGAUGAAUUGUUUGCCGAGGAGGAACCAUUUUACUAUGAAAGAAUUUCUAGACAUGAAAGGAUUCAUGGCAAACAUGAAUCUACCUAUGAUGGAAUGCUUACUGCCGACAGGCAAUUUGAUCGGCAUAGAUGCAAAAUGACAAGUGAAGGACGUAGUCGUAACUGUAGUAAUAGAAGUUCUAAUAUUGUUCGUAGAGGUAAGCUUGAGCAGACAGUCUUGAGGUGCAGGAGUUCAGUUGACUUGGUUGUUGGGGAAGGAAAGUCCUCUGGGAGGUGCUUCAAACCUGAAAGUGUAAUGUGCUGUGGCAAGCUUCAAAAAGUUGAAAGCAAGAAUGAUAGGGAGCAGGCUAUCAAGGAUUUUGAUAAAUCUCGCACGGGCACGACAGCCGAACCCAGCAUCACUGAAAUUGGAAAUGACCAGAAUGGUGAGAAAUGGCUUGAUAAAUUUACUGUUUCUGAGCACAAUGAUGCUUUGGACAUUGAGGAGGGUCAGAUAGUACCGGAAGGACCAGACAGGGUUGUUCAUAUAUUAAAAGAAUCAGAUACCGGUUUUCUCUUUGAAAAGAAAUGCUGUUUUGAAACUGCAUCCCAGACCAGUAGUGUUAAAAAGAACAUGAUGCAUAGUGAAAGUGCUGGAAAUGCGGACAAGGUUGUUCGAGGAAUUGACAACCGCCGUAUUCUGGAUGUGCUAGCAAAGAUGGAAAAAAGAAGGGAGCGCUUUAAGGAUCCCAUCGCGGCCAAAAAGGUGCCAGACAAGGGUUCCAUGCCUCAAGUUGAUCCAGUAGUUGAACCAGCCGAAAAUAAGCAGCAAAGGCCUGCACGAAAAAGGCGGUGGGGUGGUAGCUAGAAUUCCCUGAAUUACUAUGCUUCACUCCAUAUUAGAUGCAUUUGCUCUUUGGAUCUUCAAUGGAGCAACUUGGAUUCAAUACGAGCCACAAUGGUGGAAACCCAAGUCCAAAAUUGAUGGUGAAGGGAGCUGGUCGAACAUUUUUUUCCCUCUCCAGGAAAAUGGAGGGAGGGUUGUUUUCCAGUGUUCAGCUAUUCGUUUGUAAUAAAAUUGUGUGGGGCUGGUAUGACGUAGGCGAACAUUCAUGACUCGAUAUUGGUUGUUCCUGCCCCUACUGAUGGUGUUCGUAAUACUGUUACUGAUUUUACCAAGGCUAUAAAAAAUCAGCACAAUGGAAGUUCCUUAGAUCGGUUUGCUUUUUCGCCCAAUAAGAACAUUUAGUGCUGUGAUAUCGUGGGUGGUGAAACUGCUCAAGUUCAUGUUAUUACUCCCAUCAUGUUUGAGGAUUCACUGGAAAUGUAUUCAUACAUGGCACGUUUUUAUGCAGCCAAAGCAUGAAUUAUUCUUCUGAAAAUAUAUUUCCUUCUGUCAAACUUGCAGUUACUUGCACAUUACUACAGGGGAAAAAAAAAAGAAAAGGAAACCCUAGAUCUAGAAUGAUGUUUUUGGAUUUGAAUUUGUUUUGGAUUGUGGCCUCAGAUGGAAUGAUGUUUUUGGAUAUGAAGUUGUGGGAGUUUAUACCUA
Malania oleifera is the source of this 4669-nucleotide messenger RNA. Its product is annotated as FIP1[III]-like protein. Gene Ontology annotation, biological process: mRNA processing. The coding region runs from base 185 to 3985 and encodes 1266 amino acids. The transcript is spliced from 9 exons. Lineage: Eukaryota; Viridiplantae; Streptophyta; Magnoliopsida; Santalales; Ximeniaceae. The record is from RefSeq and is a predicted model, not a curated record.